This is a messenger RNA of Eucalyptus grandis, 1291 nucleotides long. RefSeq names its product peroxidase 11. The transcript has 4 exons. The record is from RefSeq and is a predicted model, not a curated record. Gene Ontology annotation, molecular function: heme binding; peroxidase activity. The coding region runs from base 36 to 1055 and encodes 339 amino acids. Gene Ontology annotation, biological process: hydrogen peroxide catabolic process; response to oxidative stress. Lineage: Eukaryota; Viridiplantae; Streptophyta; Magnoliopsida; Myrtales; Myrtaceae.
UUUCAGGGAAUGCACGGUGAGCCAAAGAACCGACAAUGGCUGCUUUAUUUUAUCCAGGAAUCCUCACGAUGCAGUUCUUGGCAGCCAUCGCCUUCAUUUCUGGCAUUAUAUGUUCCGGUGCAAGCGGCCCUCCACUGACGCUCGAUUAUUAUGCAUCCUCGUGCCCAAACGUGCUCGAAAUAAUCCACCAAGAAAUGGAACGUGAGGUGCUCUCUGAUCCGCGUAACGCUGCUUUAGUACUCCGUCUACACUUCCACGACUGCUUCGUUCAGGGAUGCGACGGUUCGGUCCUGUUGGAUGAUACGGUCGUGCUACGAGGAGAGAAGACAGCUUCCCCAAAUAUAAACUCUCUAAAAGGUUUUGAAAUCAUCGAUAGGAUCAAGAGCAAGGUUGAAUCCGAAUGCCCUGGAAUUGUCUCUUGCGCUGAUAUAUUGACCAUUGCUGCUAGAGAUGCUGUCAUUCUGGUGGGCGGACCGUAUUGGGAUGUUCCGGUGGGGAGAAAAGACUCAAGAAGCGCAAGCUACGAGCUUGCAAACACCAAUAUUCCUACUCCGAAUCAAGGCCUCAUUGCCAUCAUUUACAAGUUCCUUUACCUCGGCCUCUCUGUCACCGACACCGUCGCACUUUCCGGGGCUCACACGAUCGGCGUGGCACGCUGUGAGAACUUCCGUGCAAGAAUAUAUGGGGACUACGAAUCGACGUCGGGCGGUAGUCCAUUAUCUGAAGUGCACCUGAGCCAAUUGAAGUCCACAUGCCCGGCCGCAGGAGGGGGAGAUAACAACAUCGCGCCUUUGGACUACGAAACGCCCUACACGUUCGACAACUCCUACUACCAUUUGCUCCUGAAUGGAGAGGGAUUGCUCAAUUCUGACCAGGAACUAUACUCAAGUGUAUUGGCCCUUCAGACCAAGCAGCUUGUGGAACAGUAUGCACUUGACGUGGCAGCCUUCUUUCAGCAGUUCUCCGUUUCCAUGGUAAAGAUGGGGAACCUCACGAAUCCGGAUAGCUUUCUCAAUGGAGAAGUGAGGAAGAGUUGCAGAUUCAUCAAUGCAUGAUCAAUAUGAUAUGAAGACUCGUUUUAUUUCUUAAUUUCUGCUGUUAUAUUUAUCGUAUGCGAACUUGAGCUAAUUACGAUUAGCAAAUUUAUUUGGAUGUUAGAACUAUUCUUGUAAUGGAGACGUGGACUGGUCUCAACACAGCCAUUAGUAGUGGUGUACCUGUACCCGAAUAUUGUGUGGAGUUAUUAUUAAGUUAAGAUCGACAAGCUCGAUCAAGUACGAUGCAUAAAACA